CGUCUUUUAGUCCAUCGCUUAAGGUUUCAUUCGUGUACUUUUGGUGUGAUAUUUUUAUCGAGAAAACCAAAACAAAAAAAGGAGGAAAAAGUGCGAGUCGGAAAUGUGUGUCGAUGUUUUUUGGCCAAAUUGAUUUUUUUUUUUAAAUUGACGCCUCGAAAAAAAUGUCGCCGACCGUGCCCACGGGGAAUAACGUUGACAAACGGCUCAACGUACAUAAGCCGGGGACGGAAAGGAGGUCAGAGUUCAUCUGCAGGGUUAAAUAUUGUAAUACUCUUCCCGAUAUUCCGUUCGACCCUAAAUUCAUAACGUAUCCAUUUGAAUCGACAAGAUUCAUUCAGUACAACCCGACAUCUUUAGAGAGGAAUUACAAAUAUGAAGUUCUUACGGAGCAUGACCUUGGAGUCACGAUUGAUCUCAUCAAUAAGGAUAUGUAUCUGGCCGACCCGGAUGCGGUUCUCGACCCAGCCGAUGAACGUUUGCUCGAGGAAGACGUUCUCACACUGCAUGAUUCCAAGAGGUCAAGGCAUCAUUCAAGGAGUGUCUCCUGGCUUCGUAGAACUGAAUAUAUUUCAACUGAACAGACUCGAUACCAGCCACAAACAAUGGACAAAGUCGAGGCAAAAGUUGGUUACAGUAUUAAAAAAAGCCUCAAGGAGGAUACAUUAUCUAUGGACAGAGAUAGCCAAAUAAAAGCAAUUGAGAAAACCUUUACUGAUGCGAAGACGCCUAUUGAGAAACAUUAUAGUAAACCGAAUGUAACAGCGGUCGAAGUUCUUCCCCUGUUCCCUGAUUUCAAGUUGUGGAAGUAUCCUUGUGCUCAGGUGAUGUUCGACUCUGAUCCCGCACCGGUCGGAAUGUCUGUUCCUGCACAACUCGAAGAAAUGUCACAAGCUGUUAUAAGGGGUGUAAUGGAUGAGAGCGGGGAACAGUUCGUCGCUUAUUUCCUUCCGACGGCCGAGACCCUUGAAAAACGAAGACGAGAUUUUGCCAGUGGGAUCGAUUAUGAGGACGAUGAGGAGUAUGAAUACAAAAUUGCAAGAGAAUACAAUUGGAAUGUGAAGACAAAAGCCUCAAAAGGUUACGAAGAAAAUUACUUUUUAAUUUUCCGGCAAGACGGAGUUUAUUUUAAUGAACUGGAGACAAGAGUGAGGUUGAGCAAAAGAAGACAAAAGGCUAAUUCACAGCCUAAUAACACGAGGCUUAUUGUGAAACACAUACCGCUCACAGCCGCAGAAUUCAAUAUUCACAGACAGAGAGAGAAACAACUCGAGCCACAUAUUGACGAAGAGGACGAAGAAGAAGAGGAGGAGGAAGAAGAUCAGGCCCAAGAAGAUAAAAAAGAAAACGGAGGAAAAGAGGAUGACAGUGGGAGUGAGAAGGCCAGUAGAAGUGGCAAAGGUAGUGACAGCGAAAAAGAUAAAAGUGGUAGUGAGAGUGGAAGUGAGGUAAGCGAUAAAGAAGAAAGUGAUAAAGACAAUGAUAAAAGGAGUCGAGCUAAUAGUGUUUCUGAUGGAGGAGAACAAAGUGAUAGGAGUAAAAGUAGAAGUCAAAGCCGAAGCAAAAGUAGGAGCAAGAGCCGCAGCGUGAGUAGAAGCAGGAGUAGAAGUAAAAGCAGGAGUAAAAGUAGGAGCAAAAGUAGGAGCCGAAGUGCAAGCAGGAGUCCUAGCCAUAGUAAGAGCAGAAGCCCAAGUCGUAGCAAGAGCAGAAGUAAAAGCCCAAGCCGAAGCCGAAGCUCAUCAAGCUCUUCUGCUCAGAGUAGAAAGAGAACGGGAAAUAAAGUCAGGACUAAUCGCCGAGUCCGGAGCCAGUCUCGCAACAUGUCUUCGUUCAGAGUCGUCUCGCCUCUCCUCAUCCUUUUGAUUUCUUUUUCAAUAACAUACGGCCAAUUUAAAUGCCCGAGUAAGCAUGGGCAGUUCGAAGACUCGAACCAGUGCGACAAGUACUAUGAGUGCGAGGAGGGCGUCGCGACGGAGAAACUCUGCCCGGAUGGACUAGUCUUCGAUCCUCUGAACAGAAAGGUCAACAAAUGCGACCAACCUUUCAACGUCGACUGUGGCGACAGGAUUGAGCUACAGGCUCCCAAGUCGAACCAUCUUUGCCCCAGGAGAAACGGCUACUUCGCCCACCCAGAACCAAGCGUCUGUCACAUUUUCUACAACUGCAUCGAGGGAGAUGCGACUGAGAUAGUAUGCCCCACUGGGCUGCACUUUGACGAAUAUUCCGGCACCUGCGUCUGGCCGGAUUCUGCAGGAAGGACUGGUUGUGGUCAGACCGAAACAAUCAAGCUGAAGGACGGAUUUUCGUGUCCAAAAGAGCAGACGAGCAACGCACAUGGGCAAACUGUGGCUCACCCGGUCUACGCCCACCCUGAGGACUGUCAGAAGUUCUACGUCUGCCUCAAUGGAGUCACACCUCGUGAACAGGGAUGUUCGACGGGCGAGGUCUACAACGAGGAGUCUCAAAAGUGCGACACUCCUGAGAACGUACCUGGAUGCGAGGAUUGGUUCAAAGACGAUCCCAAGGCAGCCCCUGUGGGAAAGAAGAGGUCAAGAAGAAGCGCGUGAUUGCCUCAGAUGGCGUCACUAUAAAGACUGGUGCAAGAAAUCAUUUUCUAUACAUAACAAAAUAAAGUUUUUGGUAUUAGUUUUUUA
Messenger RNA from Cimex lectularius (bed bug), 2654 nucleotides. Its product is annotated as RNA polymerase II-associated factor 1 homolog. Gene Ontology annotation, molecular function: chitin binding; chromatin binding; RNA polymerase II complex binding. NCBI's taxonomy places the organism in Eukaryota, Metazoa, Arthropoda, Insecta, Hemiptera, Cimicidae. The transcript is spliced from 14 exons. Gene Ontology annotation, cellular component: Cdc73/Paf1 complex; extracellular region. Gene Ontology annotation, biological process: transcription elongation by RNA polymerase II. The coding region runs from base 165 to 2567 and encodes 800 amino acids. The record is from RefSeq and is a predicted model, not a curated record.